AUGUACGAGUCCGCCAAAGCCGCCGCGUCGUACGUGGCGUCGUUCGGCCCGUACGCGGUGGCGUGCGCCAGGAUGUCCCGAGCGGAGUGGCGACACGCCGUAUCGCACGGGUGGCAUCACUUCAAGGACGAGAUGUCGCACUACUGGAUGGGGACCAAGCUGCUGUGGGUCGAGGUCAAGAUCGCGUCCAGGUUGCUGUUCAAGACGCUCAGAGGCGAGCAGCUCACGCGGCGAGAGCGGCGGCAGAUGACGCGGACCACCGCGGACGUCUUUCGCCUCGUCCCCUUCGCGGCGUUUGUGCUCAUCCCGUUCAUGGAGUUUUUGCUGCCUGUCGCGCUGAAGGUUUUCCCCGGCAUGCUCCCUUCCACGUUCAGAAACGACCUCAAGCACGAGGAGGAGCUCAAGAAGAAGCUCAAGGCUAAGCUGGAGGUGGCCAGGUUCCUCCAGGACACCGUGAGGGUGAUGGCGAAGGGUUUAAAGCAAUCCAGGAGCGGGUACACUCGCGACAAGGCGGAUAAGCUCUACGACUUUAUGAAGCGUGUGAGGUCGGGGGACGCGACGGUGACAAACGACGACAUAUCCAAGUUCGCCACCUUGUUCGGGGACGAGUUCACGCUGGACCACAUCAGCAGGGGGCAACUGGCCAACAUGUGCAGGUUCGUGGGUAUCGCCCCGUACGGGACUGACUUUUACCUUCGCAACCAGCUCUCGCAGAAGCUGCGAAGUUUAAAAAACGACGACCGCGUCAUCAAGCAGGACGGCAUCGCGUCGCUGUCGCUGGAGGAGCUCAAGUCCGCGAACCGCGCGCGGGGUAUGCGCGCGGACACCGACGAUCGCGCCAUCCUCGAGCGCCAGCUGGAGGAUUGGCUCGACCUCAGCCUCGAGCGCAAGCUUCCCCCUUCGCUUCUCAUCCUCUCCAGG
Molecule: messenger RNA, 921 nt
Organism: Micromonas commoda
Lineage: Eukaryota; Viridiplantae; Chlorophyta; Mamiellophyceae; Mamiellales; Mamiellaceae
Exons: 1
Biological process (GO): intracellular monoatomic cation homeostasis
Cellular component (GO): mitochondrial inner membrane
Molecular function (GO): ribosome binding
Source: RefSeq, a predicted model, not a curated record